This is a messenger RNA of Pocillopora meandrina, 12063 nucleotides long. Lineage: Eukaryota; Metazoa; Cnidaria; Anthozoa; Scleractinia; Pocilloporidae. The record is from the annotation of a GenBank genome assembly.
GUAAAUUUUUGUGUCUGCGCUGGCGGAGAGGAUUUUGAGCGGAAAAUCUGAAAUACAGAACCGAAUGAGCCACUUGAUCUCUGCAGAUCCCAACUCUAAGGAUCGUACUUUUGCGGGAAACUGUAAACAACUGCUGCAAUGGACAAGUUCGGUAAACUUGUGGUGGGGAUUAAAGUCGACAUUCAACGGACUGAUGGUACGUGAUAAAGUAGUAACUAAGUGUUGUCUGCAGUUGACGACAACUUUUUGGCCUUGAUACAGACUCAGCCUAUUUUGACUCGUUUCUACAUCCUUUUUUUCUCUUUCACUAAAUCUGCUACAAAGAGAUUUUACUUGUGUAGUGUUUCUUUACGACAUUCAGUUACCCGCGAUCGAGUUUAAAAUUUUAGUAACCUUGGAUGAUCGAUCGCAUUUAUUUGUCAACGGCGAACCGGUCCUUAUUUCGCGUGUAAAUAACUCAAACUCUUAAUAUUUUCCCUGGUAACGCCUCGUUUCAUAAUAAUAAUUUUUCUGCAAAAUUUGCUCUCCUAUUCAAAGAUCUGCUUCCUUAUGCUAUGUUAAUUUUUUUAUGAAGUUUAGGACUAAAAUACGGUUGCCCAGGUGUACAUUUUAGCCAAGAUAUCAAUAAGAGAGGUGUUCAUCGAUUAUUUACACUUGCAAUAAUUCAAAUAUUGUGAUUAUUAAUUCAAACAACGCUUCAGUCGUCUAACAGCGUUAUCGAUGUCUCCCGUGGUGUCUCCCAGGAAUUUAAGUCUGAUCUGUUUGUGUAUCUUUGUCGAAGUACCGAACUGCCCAGCGUGUACAAUUUAGCUUAUGUAUCUAAUUAUAGUAGUUGAUUCAAAGUAAGAUAAAUAAAUAUUUUAGCCUGUUUUUAUUCAUUUCUUUGUUUAGUUUCUAUUGGUCAAAAUCCCCAGUCAUUUUAAAAAUACGUAGAUUUUUUAACACUUGUAUACAUUGCAUUCGUUAACGCGUUUUUCUUUCAGAGUGUAACUGGGAAAAAAUAUGUUGAUUUUUUAUGCAAAUAUCCCGAUUUUGAGAAAAAAAGUUGGAAUUGUUUUAGUAGUAGAUUCAUUUUAAAAAAUAAGAAUAAAAUUGGGGAUGGUACAUUUUCUUGUAUUAAGCACCCUUGUGCCAAUUGUGGAGACAAAAAUUUAUAUAAAUUUUAGAUAUAAAAAUUAGAUAAAUGAUGAUAAUUAGUUAAACAUCCCAGCUGGUGGGUAUCAAACAAGUUAGCUAUUGAAAAAGCACAACAAGAAGGUCAGAUUGUGAUGUGCUUUGAAACAACUUAGGUCAAGCAGAGUGGUAAAGUUGAACAUUCUGGAAAUUAAGAAACUCCAAAUCCAUCAAGCUAACAGACUAAUGGCCAGUGCCUUCAUGUGAUAAGUUAUCUUUUUCUUCUAGGCCGUGUCCAUUCAUCCAUGAUAAGUGGCAUCAACCUGGACACCAAAAGUGUGACUGUUGAGUGGUAUGAAAAUGGAGAAACAAAAGGAAAAGAGGUGAAAACAGUUAACCUUUUAACUCCCAAGGUCUGAUUGUUAAUUCUCCCAUGUAGCUGCUACACAUUUCCUUGUAAAUUAGUUAUGAGAACUUGGUGCUAGAUCAAGACAGCAGCUUCUACCUGAUAAGUUUUAAUAUUCUCUUUACCUGUUUGCUGAAGAAUGUAUGGAUAUUGUAGGGAGAAGUUUUAUAUUAAUCACUUCUGGGAGUUAAAAGGUUAAUAUAAUCAUGGAUCAUGUGACAGAGAUUUUUCAUUCUCCUUCUGUUUACAGACUGUCAUAUCAAAAGAAAGCAUGAGUUUUUCAAAGCAGUGUGCCAUUUUUUUUCUUUAAUACAGAUUGAAAUUGACCAGAUCUUUGCUCUGAAUCCAACACUUGUUGUUCAACCCAAACCAAAGCCCACUCCGUCCAACAAACGGAUAUCAACCACACCCAGUAACAAGGUAGGAAUGGAAAAAGUUUUCCUUUGUCGCAUUAUCUUAUGAUGUUAUUUAUGGGUGAAAAUACCUUUCUUUCUUUUUUAGAAUGCAAGGAAUGAAAAUCACAGUGCUCCUUCACCCAAAGUCCAUCCACAAUCAGGUUAUUGUUUGUUUUGAAAUUUAAUAAUAAUUGAUACAGUAAUGUUAGUGAGAGGGUAAUGAUCCCAUCAAUGUCCUGUUACUCUGUUAAGACCUUUUCCUAUCCAUCAAAAGACUUUCAUUUUCUUCAUUGAGCUGAAGUUGAAAUAAGAGACAAAGUGGCAAAGUGUCAGCACACUGACGCCAGUAUCUGGUAGGCUUAGCAUCAAGGGUGCCAUGCUCUGGAUGUAGAGGGGCACAUUGUAGACUUGGCUAAGUCAUUGUGUUGUGUUCUUGGGCAAGACAAUUUGCUCUCACUACACUCUUUUCCACCUAGGAGUGUACAGCACAUUGAAGCAAAAUCUGAUCAGCUGGGGAACAGAAGGAAAUGAAGGGGGAGGGGAACAGUGGCCAUGGGAAUGGAGGGGCAGGGAAUAAGGGUGAAACAGAAGGAGGAGUUAGGGAACAGGGGAGCAUGGGGGACAGGGGUCCAAAAGGACAUGGGGAUAUGGGUACAUGGGUAAUGGCAAUAUUUCUUGUUGGAAAGGAAACCUAUGUAAACUUCACAUUGUGGACAUAUUGUAUUGAGUGCUGAGUUCAUUGAAUCUUUUUCUUUCUUUUUCUAGCCAAAGUUGAACGUCCUAUGGCUCUUAAUCUGGCUAAUGAUGAUGAUGGAGGUUCUCAGAUGGAAGUAGCACAGAAAGAUAGUGCUGAGUCUUAUCCAGGUACAGAAAGCACCUUAUUGUUUUGUUGUCACUGUUUGUUUGUUUGGUUUCCAGUGAAAAAAAUUUCGAAGCCACUAUAUAUGUACAAAGAGUGUGCUCCUGUAGAAAGAUUUUUGAAGCACACCUCUCAACAAACAGUUAUUGAGAAAUAUACCUGCUUGAAUUUUUCCAGUGAACAGGAGACGCUCCAAUUGUGUUAAAGAGAUAGAGAGAUUGAAAAAGAACAGAGAGGAAAGAAGGUAGGCAAAGUUCUUGGGGACCAAAAGAAUUAAAAAUGCAUGAUUAGUGAAAUGAGAGUCAAGAAUUUGGUCAGCACUUACCAGAGGAAAAAUUUUUGGAUACUGAAUAUUUAUGAGAAUUUGAAUUUUGAAUUUGCUUUGUGUACCAUUCAGAGCGCAACAACAAGAGCAAAGAGAAAUGAAACUUCGACUUCAGCAAGAGGUGGAUCCUGGAAAUCCUAAUUGGGAAUUUAUACAAAUGAUAAGGUGUCUUAACCGUCAAUUUUAAUUUUUUUCUCUUUUUUUGACAAUUUUCUCUUACACAGUCCAUUACUUUUUUCACAUAGACAAUGGAUCAUGUAAUGACUAAUGAAGAGCCUCUUUUUUUUUAAAUCAAUAGGGAAUAUCAAAGUGAUUUAGAUUUUAAAGGGCUAACAAUGUCUGACCCGGUAGGUUUUUUGAAAUUGUUAAUUAAUUUUCUUGUUCUGUAUUCUAAGUGGUCAAAGAAUGGUGAUGGAUUUUAACCAUUUAACUCCCAAGAUCUGAUUGUUCAUUUGCCCCUUUAGCUGCAAUACAUUUCCUUGUAAAUUAGAUGUAAGAAUUGGGUGAUGGAAACUGAGAUAACAACCUCCCCCUGAUAGCUUUGAAUAUUCUCAUUACCGGUUUGCCAGAAAAUGUAUGGAUACUGUGGAGAGAAGUUAUAUGUUAAUCACUUCUAGGAGUUAGAGGUUAUUUUUAAAUACUCUGAAAGAAGUCAGUAUCUUGGAAGUUAGUCAGUAAUGGCUGCUUAGUUAGUGUGUGCCAAGAUUUUAUUCUAACACAGGAAAAUGGGAAAAUAGGAAAUAAAAAAACUUCAUGUUGUCUGUGUGUUCUUUUUUUCCAAACAGGUGAUGGACCAUCAGAUUUGUGUAUGUGUCCGCAAACGGCCUCUGUCAAAGAAAGGUAACAGACACUGUCAGGGUUCAUCAAUACAGAUGAAGUCUUGAAUACAGGGCACCACAGAAUAGUUUAAUAAUGAUUAGGAGUCUUUUUUGUUUUAUUUUGCUGUUCUUCGUAUUAGAAUGAAAAAGCUUGGCUCAAUGUCAUUGCAGUCAGAUUAUUUACAAUUUUAUGUUUAUUUAGAACUCACCAAAAAGGAAAUUGAUGUUAUCAUUGUACCCAAGGGUGAUUAUUGUGUGGUAAGUGUAUGCACACUUGUUUAAUUGUGAACUCAAUUAUGUUUGUGAAUUGUAGUACAUGCACUGACUCAGUUCUCGGCAGGAACAUGUCUCCUUUUUACCUUGAUUUAAUGUUUUUUUUUUCUUCUUUUGUAAGGUUCAUGAACCAAAACUGAAAGUUGACCUUACAAAAUACCUGGAGAAUCACAAAUUCUGGUAAAUGUUUUUUUUGUUGUUGUUCUGUAUUCAGAACAGUUAUGAAUUUUUUUUCCAUCUAUUAAUUCACGCAACUUCUCAAACUUUGUGUAUUCGAAGAAACGUUUAAUGAGAACUCUGUCUUUCACAUUCGUUUUUCGAUGUUUACUGUUGGUCUCAUUGGGCCAUCAAAUUGUAUGUUUCAAAGGACAGUCUUCCCAACUAUUUAUUUUCACAAAUACUUCCUCCCUUUACCGGCUGAUUUUGUCUCGCAUUUGUCUCCCUAUGCCUAUGACAGAACAGAUUCCUUCUUUCUUACUGUGAUCUCUUUGUUGAUUUAUAUUUCGAUAGGUUUGAUUACGCUUUUGACGAAAAUGCGAAUAAUGAAUUGGUAUACAGGUAAGUCUUUGAGCAAUUUUAAAUGGAGUAUCGUAGGUAAUCCGAGAUUGGAUUGGUUUAGCUUUACUCCGCCCAGUGAUUGGUUCUAAAAAAAUGCGCCGCUCUCUCACAACCAAUCAGAUGCAAAACUAAAACCAAUCCCGACUUGGUCGCCCGCGUUUUCCUGCGCUUUGGGCGGUUUGCUGGGUUUUACUUUGAGUUCUUAUUGGUUCUUAAUGGUAUGGAACUUUCUACUGAUUAUGUAUUGGUCCUUGCGAUAAGUUUGGUUUUGAUUUUACAACAUUUCAUCGAAAAGCGCUCUAUCUACUUAACUUUGUAAUCGUAAUUCAUCGAAAUUAAACUUCCGGAUUACGGUUGUAUUUAUAACCUUUUUCGUUUGUACAGAUUUGUAAUCUUUUCACGAAGAAUAGCAAUACCUAUUAAGGUACUUCAUGCAUGAGAAUGCAGAGAUCUUGGUCGAAAAUUUAAUGGUCAUACCACUAUAUCAAGGCCUAAAAGCCUUCUAAAUCUUAUCUUUAACCCAUCCAAUGCCCGUUGUAUUCCCAGAUACACAGCCAAGCCGCUUGUGGACACGAUAUUUAACCAAGGAAUGGCGACUUGUUUUGCAUACGGCCAGACAGGCAGCGGAAAAACUCACGUAUGUUUUACAGUGUAUCACAUUCUUUCUCUGAAUGUCGAUUGAACAUCCAAGUAAUAUAAGCUGCAGAAAAUAUCAACGAAGCUCCCUGGAGGGAAAAAGUUAUGAUUUAUAGUAUUUUACAUCCAAAAUCUGUGUAUAAACGUCUUGUUACUGACCUAAGAUCAAGACCAUUUGACUUCAGACUUGUCUCUCGUGUUCAACGCUGCGAAACCCGCUAAAUGAAUGAACAUUUCUGCCACUUGAGAUUGUGGCAAAUUAAUGAGGGUUAUGGGGUAUUCGUCAAAUGCACUUGGUGUAAUAUUAAAGUAUUUGGGAUUUUUAAGUGGCGCACUUUGUACCAGGCAGUUUCAGAUGUACAGUUAGUAAAACAGAGAAAAAUGGUAGAAAAGCGCGAUAGAUGAGGUAGAGCGACAAACGAGGGAGGUUUUUAUCACUACACGUUUCUUGUAAGAAAGAAGUAGACACGAUUCUUAAUUUUUAAACUUUUUUUUUCAGACCAUGGGUGGUACUUUUACUGGGAAACAACAGGAUUGUACCAAAGGAAUUUAUGCUUUGGCAGGUUUGUCGUGCUUUUCUUUCUAAUUUGUUUUUUCUUUUAAUAGAGUCGAAAUAACCUUCGCUCAGCUUAAAGGUGGGAGAGCGCAAAUUUUUGCUUUGUACUCCCGAGGUUCAGAGAGAGCGUUUUUCGAUUCGGUGUCAUAAGACCUAAACAACGUAGGCACAACAGCCAAUAGGAACAGUUAAAAAAAUAUUGCAAGCAGCCAAUGAGAAGUCAUUUUUGGAGGGAAAACAAUGCCUGAAGCGCGGGAAAACGUGGGAGACAAGGCUGUGGUUGGUUUUAUCUUUACACCUGAUUGGUUGGGAAAGGUGGUGCGAAUUUUCUAGAACAAUCAGAGCACAUUGAAGCAAAAGUAAUAAGAACCCGGAAUACUCUCAACAUUCAAUUGAAAUCUGCUCAGUGGUAGUAUACGAAAGUGUAAUUUUCCCCACAUCUCACCUUGUUGAGUUAUGCUUUUCAUUCUGUUUCCUUGCAGCUACUGAUGUGUUCAAAUUGAGCAAAGCUCCCAAACACAAAAACAAGGAUCUUGUUAUUUCAGCAAGUUAUUUUGAGAUCUACGGUAGCAAGGUAAAACUAGUUACAACUUGUAUUGUUGUUGUGGGAGAGCGGGUCAUUAAAUUGAUUUAUUAAUGGUCUCUCUUUAUGCGCUUGAAGGUUUUCGAUUUACUCAACAAGCGGAAAAGAUUGAGAGUUUUGGAGGACGGCAAUCAGCAAGUUCAGGUACAGUGUGAAAUAAUAAAUGUUAAUUCCCCUCCCCCUCCCUCCUCCGUAGUAAGUCCUCCUCUCACCCAUUCCCCCUGAACAAAAUCUCAACAACAGUUAUGAUCUGCCAUUGUUUAUUUAACAAUUAUUCCACAAGUGCGCGUUGGAUAUGAGAUAAUAGAUAGCUAUAAUCAUCUCAUAUCCAACAAGCGCGAGUUUAAAUUAUUGUUUCAUUAAAAACGCCCCAAACUAAAGAUAAAUCUUCCCAACUUUACUUUUGUAAGAACAAACAGAGUGUUACAUUUUAAUUUCCGUUUAACUCGUCUACAUGCGCCCGCAUGGUAUAAUGGCUCAUAACCCAUGAUGGCUAAGCCAGUGAAAACUCUUGAAUUGCAUCGUCCAAUGAUCCAGUUUUUAAUAAACAGUAUUAUAAAUUGUAAUUCUUGAGUUUAGGUAGCUAUUCGGUACAAAGCACACUUUUGCAUGGAAGUCUGUUUUGCAUGUCGUUUCUAUGUUCAAUCUACAGGCCUUGAAUAAUCUUGAAGUCAAUUUUUCACAACGUUUUUUUUUCUAAAUCAGGUCUGUGAGCUGGAGGAAAAGAUCGUAAAUUCUGUACAAGAUACACUGAAGCUUAUAGAGCUUGGUAACAAACUCAGGUUAGGAAAGAGUCCUUGUAUAUGAUUCGUCUGAUUCCGUGUUAUUUUGGACCCUCUCGUCUGAUUCCAGACGAUACUGUUUGAUUUCGGAUAAAUCAUCCGAGUUUGGUCGGUUUUGUGUUAUUUCGGAAGGUUUCGUUCGAUCUCCGACGAUUUCGUUUGAUUUCGGACGGCUACCGCUCGAGAUUCCGAAAAGAUCGUUCCGAUUUAGCACGGAUCCGUCUGAUUUCGGAUGGUUCCAUGUUUUCAUUAAAAAAUUUACCUAGCUAUUGACAUACUUUUUAAAUGGCUUAAAAUUUUACUAUGUACUUGUAUAAUUAAGUGGUUUAGCUAUAUAUAUAUAUAUAUAUUUAUUUCUCUGUUUAUUUUAUACAGAACAUCUGGGCAAACGUCAGCCAAUCAAAACUCGUCCCGUUCUCACGCUGUCUUUCAGAUUAUUUUAAGAAAGAGGUUAGUUACCAUUCCACUCUCUUCUCUUUAUUGCUUGUUUGUUCACCGCCAUCUUGGGUCAUUUGGUCAUCUGGAGCCCGUCUCUAGGAAAACCUCUCUUUUAUCUUGUUUAUAUUCAAGGUCGAGAUAUUUUUUGAACUGAUCUUGUGAGCUUAAAUCCGUUAGUAGAUUUAAAUUCUUUAAAAAAGCUUCAGGCCCGUGAAGUUACCUUUGAGAAACGGCCCUUGAAUAAUCGAAGCCCGGAAUUUCGGAUUCCGUAUUCCGAUGCUCUAACACUGAGCCGCGGAGAGACUGCCUAUAAUGAGCCAGGUCAUUGCUAGGUUCAUGUCUUACCGAUAUAUUGUUUAACCUGUAGAGGGUACAGGAAAGAUGGUGGUGGAGGCCAACUCUAUGGAAAAUUCUCACUGAUUGACUUAGCAGGUAGUUAAAGUUGUUAUCUCAACUGGACACAUUUUUUUUUGCGGUUUGCCUUUUUGGUUCGAAACUCUUUUUAUUCAGAUUACUUUGCAUAUUAGCUCUUUCGUUGUUGUUGGUUUUUGCAUUUGUUGUUUUUGUUGUGGUUGUUGUUGUUGUUAUUUUGGUGUUUUUGGAAGGCUUAACUUUCAUGUUUUCUAUUUCUAUUUUUCAGGAAAUGAACGAGGAGCGGACACAUCAAACGCUGAUCGGCAAACGCGUCUCGAAGGCGCGGAAAUUAACAAGAGUUUACUGGCUCUGAAGGUUGGUGUCUAAUCAUGGUUAAGUUUGCCUACUUUGAAAAAUUUUUUUUUACAAAUUGACGAUUUACGAUAACCUCCUGUUCAUCUUUGUCGAAUUUAAAGGAAUGUAUUCGAGCUCUUGGACGCAAAGGAGCACAUCUUCCUUUCAGAGCCAGCAAACUUACACAGGUAAAAGGACAGAAUGAAACAAAAAUUUUGAAAAAGCCACAGAUAGACAGAAAAUCAGUCGAUCGACAUCAGUUAAACGACAUAUCCUUUCUCGUAUCUGUAUAGCCAUUGGUGCCAGGUUGAUAAAAAUUGUUGUUGUCCUGUUCCAACAGGUUCUGAGAGAUUCCUUCAUUGGUGAAAAAUCAAAGACUUGUAUGGUAUGAAUUAUUCUUUAUUGUUUUGUAAAGUUGUAGCAAUGAAAAUUGUUAUUAUUAGUUAUUAACAAAACAGUUUUUUAUAGUAUAUAUUAAAUUUUCAAGAACUACCUAUUAAGAUAAAUUAUCAUUAAAGUUUUAAAAAAUCUCAAAAUUGUUAUUGAUAUUAGUAUUAUUAUUGUCAUUGUUAUUAUUAUUAUCAUCACCAUUUUUAUUAUCAAUAUUGUUGGUGUAAUAUUUUAUAAAAAAUUCUCUUCUUUUAUGUAGAAUUUUAGAAAUGAAAAUAGUUAUCAGUUAUUGACAAGACAGUUUUUAUUGCAAGAACUACCUAUUGAAAAAAUUAUCAUUGAAAUUUUUUAAAAAAUUGCUGUUCCUAUUAUUAUUAUUAUUAUUAUUAUUAUUAUUAUUGUAAUAAUUAUUAUUUAUUGACCCAUACAACAUCUGACCCCUCCACAGAAGCUAAACCUUUGAACCUUUAACAAUCUUAUUUAUUCCUAUUUAUAGAUCGCAAUGAUUUCCCCUGGCAUGAGCUGCUGUGAACAUACACUGAAUACUUUGCGUUACGCAGACAGGUCAGCUAUGACGAUUAUUCUCCGCUCAUAAUCUUAUUUCUUCUUUUGAAUAAAAAAGAACAUCGCUAUAUGACAGCUGCGUUUACAUAUUAAUUUUAUGGUUUUCAACUCUUCAGAGUCAAAGAGCUUGGUCCAGAGAGUAAUGCGAAGAAGAAAGCAGCACCUGCCGAUGGCGGACAAGAUGACACGAGCGCUGAAGACGUGUCGGCCCUCUCUGAUGGGAGACACCUUAACAAUGUAGACCUUGCUCUUCUUUGCAAUCACAGCGUAAGUGCUCUUUGUAAAAUCCUCUUGGAGAUGAUUUGAGUGCUUUUCGGUUGAAUGUGUGAUUUUUAGUUCAAAGUUUGCUUAAUUCAAAGCUCACAAGAAACUGCAAGUGAAAGGUUUGAAGGGUUUUCUAUUUUCCAGGGCUCUGGUGAGCAGUCGCAAGAGCUUUACACGUUCCAUGAGGCAGUAUCUCAGCUGCAAGAUGCAGAGGAUAAAUUAGUGGACGACCACAGGAAAAACAUCGAGGUAAGAGGGAACGAACGAAGUGUCCAGAGGGUGGUCAAUAUUUUUCAAGGAGGGGUAGGGGGGUUCAUCGUUAGGAAUUUCUGCGCACCUCGCAUGAAAUGGUGCAAACCGCUGCUCUACCUUGUUACCAGUGGGCUCUUGUUGAUGCGGCGCCGACGAUUCUUCGGAUUCGUGCCUUUUCGACUCUUGAACAAAAAUGUAUAUUAUUGUGUUGAAAAAAUGUUAUUUCCUAAAGGGAGGGGGGGGGGGGGCAACGGAGAAUCUCCUUCCAAGCCUCUUACGCCCUUAUUGCCAAGUAAUGUUACUCUUCGCUAAAGCUAAGAGCGUUUGUAGGUAAGAAAAACUUAUGACCGGAAAGUUUGUUGAAUGUAGUUCUGUCCAUAACUAGGAAACUAAAAUGCUUUUACAAGAAGAAGACAAGUUGAUCGAAAGAGUAGAUAUGGAUGUCGACUACAACAUGGAAGGUUAGUCAACACCCAAACUAUCUACCUCUCUGUCUGUGUAUCAUCUAGGUAUAGAUCUUUCUAUUUAUCUACCAAUCAAUCUAUCUAUUUAUCUAUCUGUCUACCUAUCUAUCUAUCUACUUAUCCAUCUGUCUCUCUCUCUAUCAACUUUUCUAUCUAUCCAGCUUUCUACUUAUUGAUCUGUCUAUUUACUAAUAUUAUUAAUAUUUACUCUGUGUAUUGUGGUAGUUUUGGUUGUCAUGAAUUUGUUUUAACUUUUAACCCUGAUGUUAAUUGAAACUUAAAUUUGUUUUAACUUUUAACCCUGAUGUUAAUUGAAACUUAAAUCACUCAACGAUCCUAAAAGAUUUGAAACUUCUUUGAUUUCUCAGACUACGUGCGCCGAUUGGAUGAGCUGCUGUCCCAGAAGAUCGAAAAAUUCACGCAGUUACGAGGUAAAAACCUUAUCUAUCCUGUACUGCUCCAGGGACAUUUAUUUUUCCUUUUAACGUGCCCACGUGGGAAUUCCGCUAAAUUUUCUGCUUUUUAAAGGAGAUAUUUCUGGUGUUUUAUAGUCACGUACAGUUCUCAGAGAAAGAUGUUUUUUGUCUCGUACCGAGCGUGAGACGGAGAAAAAAUUCUGAGUCGCCAUGAGGUAUCGAACCUAAGAACUUCCGAUUCCGCGCUCCGAUGCUCUACCACUGAACUGCAGAGACUCUAUGGCGAGUAAGGCCUAUUACGAGGUCCAUAUAUGACACGCGCCCAGCAUACUGCUGGGAUCAGCGAUGUCGAAAGCCUCGUGUUUGUUAAUAGAAUAAGGGAGAUGGUAAGUUUUGAGCUCAGUAAAGAAAUAAAGAAAGAUGUUUUUCUUCUUGUCACGAAAAAACUUGUUCUAUUCUCCUUCAGAAAAAGUCAACAAGUUUAGAAAGCAACUCGAAGAGGAAGAAAUGGCGAGCAGGAAUAUUAGAAAGCUACCAGGUUAUUAAGAGAAGUAAAAAUACCUGGAUACACCCGGUGGGGUAGGGAGCUAUGCGAGCCCUACCAAGCAGACGACGGCGAAGGAAUAUGUCAUGUUAUGACGGUGUUGUCCCAUUCAAAUUUUAUCGAAGGGAACAGUAUUUAAAAGAUUUAUUGCACAGUUCAAGAAGUGUGGAAAGGUCUACGAUGUAAUAGGUGUUUUUUGCUAGUGGACUUGUCUAUUUAUUUAUUGCAUGGAAUCUUUGAGAGACAUUACUUUUUAACGAGUGAUAGGACAACAGAUAGUCGACCAUAGCGUAUUUUGAUGGAGUGUCGGUAAAUCUCAAAUAGAGGUAUCAAUGCAGCCAAUCAGAGCCGAAGAAAAUGUUUCAAGGAGCCAAUGGAAACUCCCUGCCUGAAGCGCGGGAAAAAUGCAUAUGAUUGGUGGAGAGGUUAUUGAGAAAAUGCCUCGACCAAUCACGGAGCGAAGAAAGCAAGGCCAAUACAAUUCAGGAUUAUUAUUGACGUCACUCAAUUAAAAUAAUUAUCUCUGAUGUUCGAUGUACUAUAUUAUUUUAAAAUUCGUUUGUAUAAAUGUUAGAUCACUUGUUUGUUUCUUAUUUCACGGAACGAGAACUGUUUCAGUAUGUGAACAUACCGUCUCUUCACUCGCGUUUAAAACUGAAUACCUUGCACUCAGCAUGUUGUUCUGUGUGAGAGAGAAAAAUGAAUAAACCCCUAAGAAC